AUGGUAUUAAGUCAAUCAGAUAUUUCAAAGAAUCAAGUAAUUAUCAUUAUGGAUCAUUUACCAUUUAAGUCUAAUGGAAAAUUAGAUAAAGCAGCACUUCCCGAACCUAAUCUAUCCUCAUUACUUUUAUCAAUAAAUAACGAUGAAACUUCUAAUGAUCAAGAAAAUGAAAUAUUAAUGACAAAUGAACACCAACUUGUACAUGUUCUUUGGUGUGAUAUGUUACAAUUUGUUGUAAAUUCAAAAAUACCUAUUAAUCGUUCAUUUUUCUUAUUGGAUGUUAAAGGUCAACAUGACGUUGUCAUAAUAAAAGAUGCAUUUGUAGAUAUAACUUAUCUUGGUACCCGUCUUCAUCAUUAUGAUUGUUUACUUGAAGGAAAAGUUUGUUUAUCAAAUUUAUUUUAUAAAAAUUCAAAUAAUUAUAUUCAAAAAAUAAUUGGUCAAUUAAUAUCUAACAGUUCAUCUGUACUUAAUCAAUGCCAAAGUGAUGAACUUACAGUUGUUUAUGGUUCAGUAUUAAUUCAACAAAUAUUUAAACAAAAUUCUAUUACACUUCAAGAUGCUGGUGCUGCAUGGUGUGUUCAUUCUCAUGUAUCUCACUCUUAUAUUGGAAUAGAUUAUUCUCAAGAUAUCAUUAACUUAUAUCAAAGACUUUAUUCGACAACUCCUCGACUUUCAUUCGUAGUAGCUGAUGCAACAAAACAUUUACCAUUUGAAAAUGAGUCAAUUGAUAUUAUUCUUUGUAUUGAAACAACACAUGCUUUUGACGAACCAAUAGCAAUUACACAAUUUGUCAAUGAAGUCGUUUGUAUACUUCGUCCAAAUGGAUAUCUUCUUUGGUGUGAUUUUUGUUACAUGAAUGGAUCAGGUACAUCAGUUUAUGAUCUGAUAGAAAAUGAUGAAUUAAUUAUUGAAGAAAAGAUUAAUAUUACAAGGAAUGUUCUCCAUGCACGUGACAUUCAAAAUAAAUCUCGUACUGAUUUCAUUCAACGUUAUAUUCAACCUGAAGAACAAGAAUAUUUUCGUCUGUUUGCUGGAUUACCUGGCACUCAAUUUAUGAGGAUAUGA
Molecule: messenger RNA, 1068 nt
Organism: Adineta steineri
Lineage: Eukaryota; Metazoa; Rotifera; Eurotatoria; Adinetida; Adinetidae
Source: the annotation of a GenBank genome assembly